Molecule: messenger RNA, 2373 nt
Organism: Brassica napus (rape)
Lineage: Eukaryota; Viridiplantae; Streptophyta; Magnoliopsida; Brassicales; Brassicaceae
Product: transcriptional adapter ADA2b
Exons: 12
Coding region: 205-1614 (469 amino acids)
Biological process (GO): chromatin remodeling; regulation of transcription by RNA polymerase II
Cellular component (GO): nucleus
Molecular function (GO): protein binding; zinc ion binding; transcription coactivator activity
Source: RefSeq, a predicted model, not a curated record
AAGAAUAGCGUUAGUAAACAGAAACAACACCCUUUUGUCGUCGGACUUCCCUAAAUCUGCUCAGGUCAGAAAGUUCUAAACAGAAGAACUCAGGCCACCGUCGUCGUUAUUGAAUUCCCGAUUAGAUCUUUAUUCUAAGGUAACCCUCCGUCGACUCGACAUUGUUCGGGCUCCUCCUGCUUGGGUGGGUGGGGGCAUCAAUUGAUGGGUCGCUCUCGUCGUAACUUCCACAAUUUCGAAGACCCUACCCUUAGAACGAGGAAAAAGAAAAACGCAGCUAAUGUGGACAACUUUGAGUCUUCGUCUAUCGUUCAAGGUACGGAGGGAGGAGGGAAGUACAACUGCGAUUAUUGCCAGAAAGACAUUACUGGCAAGAUCAGGAUCAAAUGUGCUGUCUGUCCUGAUUUCGAUCUCUGUGUUGAAUGUAUGUCUGUUGGUGCUGAGAUCACUCCUCACAAACGUGAUCACGCCUACCGCGUUAUGGGAAAUCUAACUUUCCCACUUAUUUGUCCGGACUGGAGUGCGGAUGAUGAAAUGCUUCUCUUGGAGGGACUUGAGAUUUAUGGGAUGGGAAACUGGGCUGAGGUCGCGGAGCAUGUGGGAACGAAGAGAAAACAACAGUGUCUCGACCACUACAGAAACAUUUACUUGAACUCCCCCUUUUUCCCACUUCCUGAUAUGUCACAUGUAGCAGGGAAGAGCAAAAAAGAACUUCAAGCCAUGGCUUCUUCUUUCACAGUAGCGCAGCACAUGAAAGAAGAUUACCCGUUUUCUCCUCCUAAAGUCAAAGUUGAAGACACACAAAAAGAAUCUCAUACAGACAGGAGCUUUGGAGGAAAGAAACCUGUCACCCCGGGAAACAACUCUUUGGUUGAACUGAGUAGUUACAACCACAAAAGAGAAGAGUUCGACCCUGAAUAUGACAAUGAUGCUGAGCAGCUCUUGGCUGAGAUGGAGUUCAAACAGAACGAUACUCCCGAAGAGAAAAAGCUGAAGCUGCGUGUCUUGCGUAUCUUUUCGAAAAGGCUUGAUGAGAGGAAACGUAGAAAGGAGUUCAUACUAGAAAGAAACCUGUUGUACCCAAAUCCCUUUGAGAAGGAGCUGUCUCAGGAGGAAAAAGAGCAGUGUCGGCGUUUAGACGUUUUCAUGCGCUUUCAUUCAAAAGAAGAGCAUCAAGAGCUACUUAAUAGUGUUGUGAGCGAGUACCGCAUGGUGAAACGGCUCAAAGAUCUCAAGGAAGCUCAAAUGGCAGGGUGUCGUUCAACGGCUGAAGCAGAGAGGUAUCUAGGGAGGAAGAGGAAGAGAGAGAGCGAAGAAGGGGUGAACAGAGGGAAAGAGAGCAGUCCUGUGCAAGCAUCUUCAAGCUAUGUGAAUGACUUGGGCAUGAUUGGGUUCAAAGAGUCGCAACUGCUGUCUGAAUCCGAGAAGCGUCUUUGCAGCGAGACCAAGUUGGUUCCACCGGUUUAUCUACAGAUGCAGCAAGUGAUGUCACAUGAGAUAUUCAAAGGGAAUGUUACAAAGAAGUCAGAUGCUUAUAGCCUUUUCAAGAUUGAUCCGACCAAAGUAGACAGAGUUUAUGAUAUGCUUGUGAAGAAGGGUAUUGCUCAGCUUUAAGGGACUUGUGUUGUAUCUAUCAUGCAUAGAUAAGGUGCAGGAGAGCCACACAAUCUAAAAGUAUAUAAAGAUAGAAUCAGACUAACUACAAGGAAGAAGUGAGAUGACUAUGAUGAUGAUGUCUCUCCCCAAAAUGAAAGUAUCUUCUCUGCAACCUCACCUCCAUUUGAGCAGUAGCAGAUUAUUACCAGCAGCUAAGGUGUCUCCGAGCUCAAGCAUAAGCACCAGGCCAUCGUGCCGCGUUCAGUGCAAAAGAUUAACGGUGGAAAAUAACAGAACCAAGCUUGAAAGGACACAAACUUUGGGUCUGGAGAAGAAGCAACUGAGACAAGCUUUGGUGACCGGUGUCUCGGUAGGGCUGAUGAUGGCUUUGGUGAUGGGAAUGGACGGAGAAAAGGCGAUGGCUUUGGGACCAGAAGGUCCUUUGAUGGAAGAGUUUUGGGACAACGUGAGAAGGUACGGUCUUUACGCUCUCACCGUCAGCACCGGAGCUCUCUCAGCUGUCUUUGAGCCCAUUUUCGAGCUACUCAAGAACCCAAUCUCCGCCGUUCUCAUUGUGAUCAUCUUAGGUGGAAGCUUCUAUAUCGUCUCGCAAGUGGUCUCGGCUAUGGUUGGUGUCAACGAGUUCGCUUAUGAUUAUGGAUACUAGAGACUAGAGAGAGUCUGUUUGUUCUGUUUCAUUAAUAAUACUCUGUUAUGGUCAUUGAUACUCUGUUUCUGCAUAGUCUUAUAAUCAAUCAACAUUUUAUUUGACAUAAA